Messenger RNA from Contarinia nasturtii (swede midge), 1283 nucleotides. RefSeq names its product peroxisomal (S)-2-hydroxy-acid oxidase GLO3 (gene Hao). Gene Ontology annotation, molecular function: FMN binding; oxidoreductase activity. The coding region runs from base 143 to 1240 and encodes 365 amino acids. The transcript has 7 exons. The record is from RefSeq and is a predicted model, not a curated record. Lineage: Eukaryota; Metazoa; Arthropoda; Insecta; Diptera; Cecidomyiidae.
UGAUGAUAACUUAAAUGUAGUCAAUAAAAUGUGUGAAACGUAAAUUGUUCAAGGCGUUUAGUUUUUGUUUGUUUAGUCGUCAGUAUUUAUAAAUUAGAUUGACGUAAAAAAAUUCAUCAAAUCACGAAGAACUGUGAAAGAAAUGGCUCUAGUGUGUGUUUCUGAUUAUGAGAAAAAAGCAUCCGAAAUUUUACCAAAAACUCCAUGGGACUACUAUCGUAGCGGUGCUGGUGCUGAAUUGACCUUAAAACUCAAUGAAAGUGCAUAUAAGCGUAUUCGUAUUCGCCCACGUGUUUUGAUUGAUGUAUCAAAACGAAAUACAAAAUGCAAUUUGCUGGGAAUCGAUUUAAAUGCUCCCAUUUUAAUUGCGCCAACAGCAAUGCAGAAAAUGGCACAUUUUGAUGGAGAAAUGGCAACGGCUAAAGCAGCUGGAAAUUUCAAUACAAUUUAUACAAUGAGUACUUUAUCGACAUGUUCAAUUGAAGAAGUUGAAAAUGCAGCUCCCGGAACAAAUAAAUUCUAUCAAUUGUACAUUUAUAAGGAUCGUGAGCUGACUAAAAAUCUAAUCUGUCGCGCUGAAAAGGCUGGCUUUAAGGCUUUAGUGUUGACGGUUGAUGCUCCGAUUUUUGGACAAAGGCGAUCUGAUGUCAGAAAUAAAUUCGAACUGCCCUCCCAUUUACGAUUGGCGAAUUUCACGGAUGAAAAAUUGUUUGUACAAAGUGCAGGAGGAUCGGGCAUAUCGGAAUAUGUGUCGGCACAAUUUGAUGCAACACUCAAUUGGAACGAUGUUCAAUGGCUUGUCAAUUUUUCAAAAUUGCCAGUAAUUUUAAAAGGUAUCAUGACAUACGAAGAUGCAAGUUUGGCACUUAAGACCGGUUGCAAAGGAAUUAUUGUAUCUAAUCAUGGAGCAAGACAACUGGAUACAGUGCCGGCAACGAUUGAAGUACUUCCGGAAAUUGUUAAGGCUGUUGGUUCACAGAUACCCGUAAUGGUUGAUGGUGGAAUUCGUAAUGGAACGGACGUUUUCAAAGCGUUGGCUUUGGGAGCAAAAGCGAUUUUUGUUGGGCGCCCCAUUUUGUACGGUUUAGCUGUAAAUGGAGAAAAAGGAGUUGAAAGUAUAUUGAACAUACUACGAGAUGAAUUGGAUUCAGCAAUGGCAUUAGCCGGCAUUACCAAUAUUUCCGAAAUUAACAAGAGCUUCAUUGUUCACGAAUCCAAUUUUUGUGUAUCAAAACUCUAAAACGUGCUUUUACGAACGAAAUAUAACAAAUGAUUUCAAUAGA